AUGUCUGUCAGUUUUGUAAAAGUCAAGAGAAUUAGAUUUUUGAUGUUCUUCGUUCUUGUUUGCAGUUUGGACUUCCAUGGAACAACAACAGAAAAUGAAGGUGAAGCUGUCAUUUCGGCAGGUGUGGAAAAACACUGGAAGCAGUUCCUUCUAGAAGAAGCAAAAAGAGGAGAGACAGGAAGUAAUAAUCCCAGUUAUGUCCCUUCUCCAGGGCAGAGGGGUGGACUUCUGGACCUCGAAGAUUUCAAUGUACGCACCCUGUAUGAUAAGCUGGAAGAUCAAAACCUUCAUCUGGCUACACAGCUGGCCAAGCAUCACACUGACACCCAGGCUUUCUAUGACAGCAUCACCCAGCAUCUGGAGGGGCUCAAGGACCUGCUCCAGAGUUUUGAUCCCACCAAACAGACUGAGCUGAGACACUGGGUUUUACUGGCCAGGAACGCUUCCCAGGAGGACUCUGGAUCAUUGAGUGGACAGUCUAAAGGACUUGAUGACCUGCAGCAGCUCAAACCUGCAGGAGACUCGCUUGCCCACUUGCUGGAUACACUCCUCAUAAAUGUGGCAGGACUUUACACCAGGAUGAGCUCUGAAGUCAGUGCCAUCACUCCAGAGAUUCCCCGGAUGGGUCAGAGGAACUCCAGUAGAUCAGCCCACUCCUGGGUAGGCACCACCAGUCUGGCCAGCCAGCUCUGCCAAUAG
Messenger RNA from Erpetoichthys calabaricus (reedfish), 699 nucleotides. RefSeq lists its product as uncharacterized. The transcript is spliced from 3 exons. The record is from RefSeq and is a predicted model, not a curated record. The coding region runs from base 1 to 699 and encodes 232 amino acids. NCBI's taxonomy places the organism in Eukaryota, Metazoa, Chordata, Cladistia, Polypteriformes, Polypteridae.